AUGGCGAUGAUGAUGACUGGCCGUGUGCUGCUGGUGUGUGCCCUCUGCGUGCUGUGGUGCGGUGCCGGCGGUGUUCAUGCUGAGGAUGAUGCAGGUGUAACUUCACCUGGUGCCUCUGCGAGUGACGGCAAAAGUUUUCAGGAGCCACCAACAAUUGUAAAUGGAGGAUCACACAACUCAGUUUUAAGAGCAUCAGAUGUUAAUGAACAAACCGAUGAAACAGAUAAAGAAGUCCUUUUGACAAAAGAAGUAGCUGGUUCUGAUGAAGAUGAAGUACCACAAACAUCGGCAGAAGAAAUUCCACCACCAUCAGCAUCGCCAAAGAAAUCAAAAGGAGGAGGAGGAACACAACAAGAAGAUGAUUUAGACUUGAAAAGAGUAAAUGAAAUUGUACUGCAACCUGAAAAGCAACGCCGAGAAGAAGAAGGACUAGAAACAGUUGGUGAUGGUGAAGCGGCAGUAACCAAACUAAAUGAAGGAAGUGGACCACAGCCGCAAGAUAACCCACAUCCAGUCCAAGAAGAGGAUACAAAAAGUGGAGAAGGACAUGAACUGACGCAGGGAAAAGACCAACAAAUAAAAGUUGAAGCAAAAACACCCAGUAACCCUGCAGGAGAUCAUUCUUCGGGAGAACACAACGGCAAUGAUGGUUCUAAUGAAAGAGAAGGGGGAGAAGAAAAGGAUGAUGAAAGACAUCGGGCUCAGGAGAGAGAAGAGGCUGCACAUGUCUCAGGUGCCCCGAAAGUAAAUUCAACUGAUAUUCAGCAGGAAGUCCAACACAAAAAUGCAGGAGAAACUCCGACAGGAAUCAAACAAAGAGCUGGGGAAGAAAAGGAUGAUGAAACAGAAGAGGAACGAGAGAAACAAAAGGAACAACAUCAAGAGAAUCCUCCAGGCAAAGAAAAAGAAACCAUAACUGGCGCAAACACCAUUAAUCAAAUAAACACGACACCUGGCGACAGUGACGGCAGCACCGCGGUCUACCACACCACCUCCCCUCUUUUGCUUCUUCUUGUUGUUGCGUGUGCGGCUGCUGCGGUGGUGGCCGCGUGA
This is a messenger RNA of Trypanosoma cruzi, 1053 nucleotides long. Its product is annotated as mucin-associated surface protein (MASP), putative. The record is from RefSeq and is a predicted model, not a curated record. Bases 1 to 1053 code for a protein of 350 amino acids. The transcript has a single exon. NCBI's taxonomy places the organism in Eukaryota, Euglenozoa, Kinetoplastea, Trypanosomatida, Trypanosomatidae.